AUGGCAGGGGUCUCGUUGACAUCCCACGAUGGGUAUCACGUGGACGAUGCGAUCUAUUUUAAUCAUCCAACGGAGUGUUGGAUUCGCGGCACAUUGACCCGUAUUAUACGUGCGACCAAAAAGGAUGGCACUGCACAUGUGUUGUACGGAUGCAGUGCUGUGGAGUCGGAUCGAUAUCUUCCGUCCCUGAGUCAGAAUCCCUCAUUGGUGCACGUCUACCCGCUGCAACAGCACGAUAUCCAUCGCAUUAUUGAAUCAUGUGUUGAGGUUACAGAAGAGACCACCCUAAAUGACCUUCUGGAACUCUCCUACCUGCAUGACGCAACCCUACUGGAGCAGGUGCGUGCUCGAUACUACGAAAACCUCAUUUACACGCACAUUGGCCCCAUCACAAUUGCGCUUAACCCCUACGACUUCACAUUACCCAACUACACCGACAAUAACAUGCCAAAGUACCUCUUGGAGGGAUCUAACGCCAUUGAAACCUCAUCUAAAAAUCUGCCCCACGCCUGGACAGUGGGACAUUACAGCUACUGGCGCAUGUGUUUGGAUAAACGCAACCAAAGCAUUAUAGUUAGCGGCGAAAGUGGAGCUGGCAAGACCGAAACUGCCAAAAUUGUUGCUAAAUACAUUGGUGUUGUGUCCACAAUGCAGUGCAGUUUACAGGAAAAGUCCGGGGCUGAGGAACUCACCCACAAGGUGAAUCUCACCUCUCCCAUCCUUGAGGCAUUUGGUAACGCAAAGACCAAGAAUAAUGACAACAGUUCUCGAUUUGGGAAGUUUAUGAAGUUUUUCUUUAAGCACUCCCUAACCGGUGGUGUGAUGACGGGAGCCUUGAUUACGGUGUACCUUCUUGAGCGCUCGCGUAUUGUUACCCAUAGCAAAGGUGAGCGCGGAUAUCAUAGUUUUUACCAAUUACUUGCUGGCAAUGACGACGCAGCCAAAAGUAGCCGCCUCAAUCAGCUGCAAUUAGCCCGCGCCGCGGAUUACCGCUGCACCGCCAUUGGUAAUGCGAUGACGAUUGAUGGAGUGAAUGAUGCCGACGACUUUGACAACGUGAUGAGUGCAAUGAAGUUUGUGGGCAUGACUGAGGCGGAGUGUAACGCCGUGUGGAGUACAGUGGGAGCCGUGUUACACUUGUUGUCUCUAGAAUUUAAGGCGCUAACAGAUGAUGAGUGCUACGUGGACAUGGCGGCGCAGAAUGCUGCCAUUCAUGUCCGCAUGGUGAAGGAGCUCCUGGGCCUCCCUAAUGACUUUUUUUUUCAGGAGCUCGUCACGACGACGCAGCUGACGCGCGGAGAAACGAUUGUGCGCAAGCUGCGGUUAGCACAAGCCCUUGAUUUGUGUGAGGGAAUUGCGAAGUUGUUAUAUGAAGCACUCUUUUUGUGGCUUGUGGGACGUAUCAACGAAUUAAUAAAACCCCCCUCCGAUGAUGAAGGUCAAGAAAUGUUGUGGAUUGGGCUACUUGAUAUCUUUGGUUUUGAAAACUUUCCCUAUGGGAAUUCAUUUGAACAGCUGUGUAUUAAUUUGGCCAAUGAGGCGCUACAAAACCACUACAACAAUAUCAUCUUCACACGCGAUAUUGAAGAAUGCCACAAGGAGGGGAUUAACACGGAGAGUGUUGUGAUUUAUGACAAUCAGCCCUGUGUGGAUCUCAUUUGUGGCGUGGACUUUUCCGGAUGUGGUCCGGGUGGGUCGUCCAGGACGACAAACAAAAUGUCUAUUCUGCAUCUCCUCGACGAGGAGUCGACACUUGCGAAGGGUAGUGACUUGGCCUUCCGUGAAAAGAUCUGCGACACGUACGGGGGACGAUUGCUAGACGGCAAAGGCGGGCACCCAAACUUUUUGCGUGCCAAGACCGACCGCAGCUCUUUUGUCAUUAAUCACUAUGCAGGGAAGGUCACGUACAAUGUGGAGGGGUUUCGAACCAAAAACUGCGAUGCGACCAAGGAGACACUUAAGGAUGCCAUACGCUGCAGUACAAUUCCGCUUGUGGCAUCUCUUCUCGGCCGCAAAGUCUCAGACUCUGGGCUGGCCGGGAAAGCUACGGUUAGUUCCUUCUUUAAAGGUCAACUUGUGCAACUCAUGACCGAAAUCAACGGAACCCACCCACACUGGAUACGAUGCAUCAAACCGCACAGCUCGAAAAAGCCACGUAUGUUUAAUGGCAGUGAGGUCAUGAGUCAGAUGCGUUCUGCUGGAGUUCUUGAAACGAUCAAAAUUCGUCAAAACUCCUUCUCGGUUCGUAUCCCUUUUGCAGAGUUUCUACGGACGCAUAGGGUGCUUACGCUGAAGUUGCAUUCCAGUGUAUUCGCUUUUUGUCGUUCUUUUAAUAUUGACCUGACAGGGUUUCAGGGACCGUUUUCCGCCAACUCCUCAGAGAAAGAGAUGGUACGGGAGAUUCUGAGACGUGCGGGCACAGCUUCAAAUUCUCAAGGGCAAGUGGGGCUCACAAAGGUCUUUCUCAGGAUGGAGACCUCACAGCACUUGUCUUCUAUCGUGCGUACCGUCCAGAAAGGUUGCGCAUUGAUGAUCCAAGCAGCUGCUCGGUGUACUUUGUCGUGUGGCGCUGUUAAUAUAAAAUAUCUUCGUCACAAACUUCAGAUUAUCGCUGCAGCUUUGAGCUUGCGUUCUUCGCAGUUGCGCAUGCGGCAGAUAGAAUUACAUGGGAGGGAGAAAUACCUUUUAACUGCCCUUCGGGAGAUUCUACUGCUUCAGAACGUGGAGACGGAAAGACGUGUUUGCUUGGAAGAAGAAGAGCGUACGGCACGCUUGCGUUUACUGGAUGGCGCGAAAAAGGGAAUAGACUCCAUCAAUCAUCUUUUGCUGAAACGAAAAGAAGAACAGGAUGUGGCAAUGCAAUGUGCGCUUAUCAACAUGGAGGAGGGCGCCCGUUGUGCUCUUGAAGAUAAUAAUGAUGCUUCUCGGCAAUGCCUCUAUGCGGCAAUGGAACUACUUGCGCUUGAAGAGAAUGUACGCGAUGAUCUGGAGCUGGAGGAGGCCAUGGAACGGACAUCUACUCUUGGGCCUUUGCACAGGAAAAUGAACACAUACCUGGCGUUGUGGUUUGUGCAUGUGGUGGAGAAGCAGCAGUUUGAUUUGUUGGAAGCAGAAAACGCAUACCGCUGCAGAACAGCAGAAGAGGAGAGCAUAGCAUUCACCAUGUUGUGCACCUUGGACAGUUUCCUUUUAUCGGAGAUAAUGGCUCGGGUUUCCCUUCUUGAUGAAGAGUCAGAUGCCUUUUCUGGCUGCCGUCAGGGCUGGGAUUUUGAGUGGUUACGUGUGGAGAAAAUUUGGCUGACACGCAAAUCCAUCACUAAUCGCCGCGCGGUUCUGCUUUUGCAGAAAAAUGAGAUAGAGACUAGACGAAAUGUCGAACAUUUAUACAAUGACUCCGCCAUGGAGCUACUCAAGGCUUUUGCGCAGGGAAAGCAGCUUGCCCUAGAGGGGGAAAAAGAACGCCUGGCACUGGAGGAGGAGGAGCAACGGCUGUUGGAGGAAGAGGCCCUUUUCAUGGUGAAUGAGGAAGAGCGUCGGCGCUUCAAUGCCAUCCGAGAGGCUGCACAGCACCUUUGGCAUAACAUGAUGGAAGAGGAACAGCUUGUGGGGGAAAUAAAACGAGUUGAGGAAAAGAAUCAAUGUAUUAUUGCGUGCAAGGCGCAACUCACGCGCGAGUACACGCUACUCUGCCGGCGGAAGGAAAUUGCAAGGGGGAGGUCGAGCCUCAUGACUGACAAAAUUGGGGACAUGAAGGAACUUGAGGAGUACCAGCACCAGCAGAGGACCCUUUCGCAGACGCUUGCGACAAACCAAAAGUUACUGCUUGACAUGGAAAAGAAUUUGACGGAGUUUCGCUCCAGAACUUCGUUAAAGUCUCGUUUGCAGCGAACGCCCUCGUUGAUCAGGUCUACAGGUUCUCCCAAGGCGCAGGAAGGUGUCUUGCCUCACGCACCGCCACACAUCUCUGUUAGCGGGGAAGGAUCUCUACACCUCAUUCACCGCAUGCAUCUAAUGAAGGGAGUCGCCAACAGUCGUGCGCGAGAGUGUAGCACAACACCUGGUGCAUUGGCUGCGGCGAACCGUCUGAAGGUUUACCGAAAAUCCCGGGAAAGAAGGAAGUGUGAGGCAUUAGAGACACUGAUAACAAAAAGAAACGCUAUGCAACCUCGCAAUCACUGUGAGUUGCAGGGAAUGUUCACGUGUUUGACAUCAGAGCAGUGCGCUUCCCCCACAGAUUAUUGCCUUCAGCGUAACCCUUUUAAGGACGACUGGGUUCCUGGCCCUCCUGACGCUGAGGGGAUAUAUUGGGUGUUUACACCACACGGGGAACGGGUCCCAUUGCUGUCAGUAGAGAGGUGCAACCCAUCAGGCGCUUGGGACACUGACGUGAAUGAGUGUGGCUAUACAGAUUCCCCCGAUCCAAGUCUCCCCUGUUUCAAUCGUUAG
Messenger RNA from Trypanosoma rangeli, 4446 nucleotides. Its product is annotated as putative myosin heavy chain. Gene Ontology annotation, biological process: actin filament organization; vesicle transport along actin filament. The transcript has a single exon. The coding region runs from base 1 to 4446 and encodes 1481 amino acids. Gene Ontology annotation, molecular function: actin filament binding; ATP binding; microfilament motor activity. Gene Ontology annotation, cellular component: vesicle; actin cytoskeleton; cytoplasm. NCBI's taxonomy places the organism in Eukaryota, Euglenozoa, Kinetoplastea, Trypanosomatida, Trypanosomatidae. The record is from RefSeq and is a predicted model, not a curated record.